GGAUGUUUUUUUUUUUUUCUCAUGUCAAUGUGUUUUUUUUUAUUUUAACCGGUGAAUAAUUUUUGGCGCAAUUUUGUAUAUAUUAUUAUUAAUAAUUAUUGUUUUGUUGUUGUUUAUUUUAUGAAAAUAAAUAAAAAUGGAAUCAACAAUAACAAGAGAUGCAUUUUUAAAAUUAAAACCAUGUUGUGAUGAAUUUAUGAAAAUACCAAAUGAAAAAACAGCUGUAAAUGUUGUUGAAUGUAUUAAAAAAUUAGCUGAUUCUUCAAUUAAUGAUUUAUUUGAGUAUAUUUGUUAUCCAAUAAUAAUUCAUCUUCAAAAAUCUGCAAUCAACAAAGAUGUCAAACUGCAUAUAAUUAAUGUGUUAAAAACAACAUUAAAUAAAUCAGUAAUAAAUGAUACUGGUUUUUUUGGUAAACUGUAUUCAAUAUUGAUGAUACAAAUUUAUGAUAAUAAUGAAAAAACAAAUUUAAUUACUGGACAUGAAGAAUUAAAGCUGAGUGUCAUGCAAUGUUUAAAAUUAUUAUUUAGAAAAUCAUCAAGACAAGUUAUUAUGUCACUAUAUAGUCGUGAAUAUGCAGCAAAAUUAAGUCAAAGUAUAGCAUUAUGUCUUGCAAUAGCUAAUCAUGAAAAAUAUUUGCUAUUAAGAAUUGAAGCAAUUGAAGCUUUAAUGACAAUAUCAUAUGUACAUGAUGAAGCUUUAUCUGAUGUUAUAAUUAAAAAUAAAGCUGCAGAUAUUAUGAUGUUAUUUUUACCAGGUAUUGUUAAGACACUUCAAGAUAUAACACAAGGAAGUGAUGUACAAAAUCACAAAAUAACACAAAUUGCACUGAGAGCACUUGGUAGAAUAGUUACUCUUGUUAUGGAAGAUUCUCAUGAUAAAAAAAUUAUAUCUCAAGGUCUUCCAACUUUAUCAAGUAUCAAUUGUCAAGAUAAUGAUAAUGAUGAUCCAUUAGGCAUCAAAUUAAAACGUAAUAAUAAUGAUGUUUUAAAAAAACACAUUGAAACAUCAAUUCGUGAUGAAAAAUUUUUUAAAGCAGCUGCUGAAAAAUUAAAAAAUCCAUUAAAUGAAUUAGCUAAUUUAACAAAACAUGAUAAUUCAAAUGUUCGACUUGAAUUAGUUUCUACACUUGAUUUAUUUUUAACAAAAACAACACACAAUAUGAAUCCAUGUUUUUCGGAAUUUAUUGAAAUAAUAAUAACACUAUCAGAAGAUGAUUCUGAUGAUGUUAAAAAUUCAUCACGUAAUUUAUUAAAUAAAAUAACAAAAUUAAUCAUGAAUAAUUAUGAUAUGAGAACAAUAAUAGAAAUGUUGGAAGAAAAUUUUUAUAAAUUAUUAACAAAAUUACCAAGAUUAAUACGUAGAUCAAAUGAUUCAACCCAAUUAUCAUAUUUAAAUAAAGUUGGUGGUUAUUUAAGAUUAUUAGGAAAAGAACGUUUACCAAAAAUUUUAAUAUCAAUAUCACAUUUACGAAAGCUAAUAUUAUCACUUGUUUAUAUUGUUGAAUUUGAUUGUAGUGAUGUUACAGUAUUAGAAGAUAAUCAAAUAAGAACAAUUGAAGAUAUGACAUAUUUAACAAAUCGUUCAUGGAAACAAUUUAAAUUUUUAAGAGAUAAAAUUACUCAAGAUAAAUUUUUAUUGAUAUGUAAAUAUUUAUGUGAAAUGGGAGAUUUAACAAUAUUAAUUGAUAGUAUUAUUGAAUUAAUAUCUGAUACACCAAGAUAUUCUAAAGAGCUUACAUUUUUAUUAAAUUGUAUUUUACAAUUUGAUAAAAAUCCAUCAAUAUCAUUGUAUCAACAAGUCAUUGAUUAUUAUACUGACAAUGAAUAUUGGUAUUUGUCACUUCAAGUUGAUGAUGAUACACCACUUGUUAAUGUACAAAGUAAUAUUAUACAAACUUGUUUAUUAACAGAGGGACUUGGUAUUAUUUCUACAACGCUAAAACAUAAAUAUCAAAAAUUUUUAUUAAAAACAUUGUAUAUAAUUAUUGAAAGAGCUGGAAGUGGUCAUGGUUUAAUAAGUCUUGUUGGUCUUCAAUCACUUGAAAAAAUAUCACAAUCACAAGGACACAAUGACAUAUCAAAUUUAUUACGUGAAAAUGUUGAUUAUGUGUCUUAUCAUGUGACAAUUAAAUUACGUAAAGUUGAAAAAUAUCCAGGUGUUCUUGAUGUUGUAACAAUUGUCAUGAAAUAUAGUACACUUGAUUUUUUACCAUGUCUUAAAGAAAUUGUUGAAGAUGCAUUGACACAAUUGGCAAUUAAUUUUAAACAAAAAAAUUCUUAUUCAUUAUUAAAAGUAUUAAAUACAUUUGUCAUAUGUAUUCGUCAACUUGUGCUAAAUAAUGAAAAUGAUAAUAAAUUAUUUGAUGAUAAAAUUGAUGAUAAAGCAGAAAUAGUUAUUAAAGAUUUAUUAAAUUAUUAUGAGGCUAAAAAAAAUUCACAAGAUAUUGAUAAUGAUGAUCUUGGUGGUACUAUUGAAGACAUUCAAAGAGAAAUAGAUGAACAUAAAAAUGAUAAUUAUGAUUAUGAAAAUAUUGAAGAAGAAAAGAAAGAACCUCCAACUUAUGUUAAAUUAAUUGAAGAUGUAUUAAAACGUUGUUUACAUUUUUUACCAUCUAAAGAUAUUCCAAAUACAUUAUUGGCAAUGCAAACACUUGAUGAGGGUCUUCAUAUUCUUGCCAAUUGGAAUGAUCAACUUUUACCAAUUGUACAUGAACUUUGGCAUCCACUUGUUGAUAGAUUUAAAGAAUCAAAUAUUCUUAUUACAAAUCGUGCAUGGCAACUUCUUGUAACACUUGCUAAACUAUCACAAGAUUUUAUUAGAUCACGUACACUAAAACAAGUACUACCAUCAAUAUCAAAAUUUUUAAAAACAUCAGCAAUUGAAAGUUACAAAAAGAAUAUAAAAAAUCCUUAUAAAUUUACACAAAUGUUUAAAUUACAACGACAAAUAUUAUUACAAUUUCCAAUGAUUGCAAGUGAUUUAAAAAUUCAUGAAAAAGAAUUAUGGGAUUGGCUUGAUAUUAGUGAAGCAUAUUUAAGUGAUCAACAACAUCCAGAACUUCAAGAUUAUUGUAUAAAUAUGUAUAAAAAUAUUGCAAAUAUAAAUAGUGAUAUUGUAUGGGUAAAAUGUCUUAGUAUUAUAAAUAUAAAAAUUAAAAAUAUACCAUCAAAUUCAACACUAAAAUUGAGUGAUUUAAAAAUUGAUAAUAAUUGUAAAAAUGAAUAUAGCAAUAAUAUUUAUAAAAUCAUAAAUUAUGUUCAUGAAAUUACCUAUAAAAAUAGUGGAUAUAUUGCAUCAAUUGGUGGAUAAAAAUUAAAAAUAAAAAAACAAUUGUAAAUUAAAUUAAAUAAAUAAAAA
Messenger RNA from Aphidius gifuensis, 3358 nucleotides. It is a transcript of the gene Tti1, whose product is annotated as TELO2-interacting protein 1 homolog. The record is from RefSeq and is a predicted model, not a curated record. Gene Ontology annotation, cellular component: cytoplasm. Bases 137 to 3310 code for a protein of 1057 amino acids. NCBI's taxonomy places the organism in Eukaryota, Metazoa, Arthropoda, Insecta, Hymenoptera, Braconidae. The transcript has 2 exons. Gene Ontology annotation, biological process: chromatin remodeling.